This is a messenger RNA of Fragaria vesca subsp. vesca, 1221 nucleotides long. Its product is annotated as GDSL esterase/lipase At5g14450-like. NCBI's taxonomy places the organism in Eukaryota, Viridiplantae, Streptophyta, Magnoliopsida, Rosales, Rosaceae. The coding region runs from base 17 to 1183 and encodes 388 amino acids. Gene Ontology annotation, molecular function: hydrolase activity, acting on ester bonds. The record is from RefSeq and is a predicted model, not a curated record. The transcript has 5 exons.
UUGUGCAGUAGAGAAAAUGGAGACUGGAAGAGUUUUGGUUGCAAGCGUGUUGGUUAUAUAUGCGCUAGUGAUCAGUGUGGGAGGUGAAGAAGAUGCUUCAUCACCUUCGGUUUCGGCUUGUGAGUUUCCAGCAAUCUAUAACUUUGGAGACUCGAAUUCAGAUACCGGUGGUAUAUCUGCUGCAUUCUACGCCAUGCCGUCACCCUACGGCGACACUUUCUUCAACAGACCAGCUGGGAGGGGCAGUGAUGGUCGUCUAAUAAUAGAUUUCAUAGCCGAGAAGCUGGGGUUGCCAUACCUGAGUUCAUAUUUGGACUCAAUUCGAAGCAAUUUUCGACACGGUGCUAAUUUUGCUUCUGGAGGAGCAACCAUCAGGCGGCAGAAUGAGUCAUGGUUUGACAAUGGUGUGAGUCCUUUUCCUCUUGACAUUCAGUUUGUGCAGUAUGAUCAGUUCAAGGGGCGUACCACCACUUUUUACAACCAAGCUAAGGAACUUUUCGACACACAAGAUCUCCCUAGACCUGAGGACUUCUCAAAGGCUCUUUACACUUUUGAUAUAGGCCAAAACGAUCUAGCUGCUGGUUUUCGGAAAAUGAGUACUGAGAAACUUCUAGCAGAAAUUCCGGACAUUGUUAACCAGUUGGCUGCAGCAAUCCGAAGUUUGUACGACCGAGGGGCAAGGGCAUUCUGGAUACACAACACUGGUCCAAUAGGUUGCUUGGGAGUGACAUUACACUACAUCCAUGAUCCGAGCCCUACCGGAUACCUUGAUCGCCACGGUUGCGUGAAGUUUCAAAACGACAUGGCAAGACAGUUCAAUAGGCUGCUCAAACAGAAAGUGAUCCAACUAAGGAAGGAACUCCCUUUUUCUGCAAUAACAUAUGUCAAUGUCUUUGCUGCAAAGUAUAAGCUCAUCAGCAAUGCAAAGAAGCUUGGGUUUUUCGAUAAAACGAAGAUCUGCUGUGGAUACCAUGAAGAUUAUGACCAUGUGUGGUGUGGGAAUAAGGGAAAGAUAAAUGGGAAUGAAAUAUAUGCAGGUUCGUGUGAAGAUCCUUCCUUGUAUAUAAGCUGGGAUGGUGUGCACUACACUGAGGCUGCAAAUCAUUGGAUUGCUAAUCAAAUUGCCAGUGGUUCAUUCUCAGAUCCACCUGUUUCAAUCACAAAUGCAUGUCAUAGUCCUUAAAACUUUGUGAUUAGUAACUUGCCAAUCUUAUAGUUAAC